Mucor mucedo is the source of this 528-nucleotide messenger RNA. RefSeq lists its product as uncharacterized. Bases 1 to 528 code for a protein of 175 amino acids. The transcript is spliced from 4 exons. The record is from RefSeq and is a predicted model, not a curated record. NCBI's taxonomy places the organism in Eukaryota, Fungi, Mucoromycota, Mucoromycetes, Mucorales, Mucoraceae.
AUGAACAAUCAAUACAACAACAACAACCUUAUCAAUCACCAAUUUGUUGAAGUCACACCGAAUGGUGUAGCCUAUGAAGAACAGGAGGUUCCUGUCAUCGUUCCUGCUGCACCUGCUACUGCUGAUGCCACGGAUGCUGCUGCCACUAUUAAACAGCGCAAUGAUAGGUUGAAUACAACUCGUACGGCACCGAUUGAAAACUGGGCCUACCAUGAUGCGUUGGAGAACGCCACCAGUGAGAUGCCCACCGUAACCCCAACCACUAUGUAUACUUCUCUUGCUGGAGAGACGAUAGAUGAUCGUGGUGAAGUUGUAGUGCUAGACGACGAAGAGCCGUCAAAAACGAUGGUGCCGAGAAGGGGGUUGCUCGUGGGGCUGCCAGUUGAGGUUGAGGCACGUCGUUUUGAGCAUGGACAGCCGGAGCGUAGAAUGUUCUCUGGAUAUCUUGCUCUUUCGACAACGUUUUUUGGUCAGAUGUUGAAGUCCAUGGAGAAACGGGACCAGGUGCAGUCUCGCAUCGCAGAGUAG